AUGGCACUGAUUGCCAUGUGCUUCAAGUUGAUGCAGGAUGAUGUAGUGCAGAAAGCGCGAUGGUUGGGACAGAAAAUCGGCAUCUUGGGUAAUCGCAUGUUUCAUCAUGUUUAA
This is a messenger RNA of Strongylus vulgaris, 114 nucleotides long. Lineage: Eukaryota; Metazoa; Nematoda; Chromadorea; Rhabditida; Strongylidae. The record is from the annotation of a GenBank genome assembly.